Phytomonas sp. Hart1 is the source of this 1019-nucleotide messenger RNA. Lineage: Eukaryota; Euglenozoa; Kinetoplastea; Trypanosomatida; Trypanosomatidae. The record is from the annotation of a GenBank genome assembly.
GUUCUGCGGUUGCAACUUUGAAUGUGUACACGCGGUGUAGAAAAAAACAUUGAAAAAAGGCAACAAUGUCGUCUGCCGCGCGUAAGAUGAUGGAAAAGUACGGCUGGAAGGAAGGCCAGGGUCUCGGAAAAGAGCGUGAGGGAGUGAAAAGCUACGUGAAGGUCGUUCGCCGUGAUCCACACACCGCGACGGGGCUUGGCCACGCGGCCGAUCCGAGUGUUAGCGGUGCUUCACACACCCUCACAACCCAAUCUGUAGAGUUGGAUGCCAUUUAUGAUCAUAUCACCAAACGUAAGCCGUCGGGGAAUUCCAACCAAUCCAAACGCGGUGCGCCCACCUCAAGCGGCCCGGAUGCGCACCUCACAAGUGCUCCCAUGGAAAAGGAAACCCAACAUCAACACGGGGAGUAUUUACCUGACCAACCGAAAAAGAUCCGACGUCGGAGUUCCUCCGACUCCGAUAAAUCAACCAGUGAUAGUGAGAGCAGCCGAGAUAGUGAUGACAACCAUCCAAGGAAAAACAUAUCGAUUACCGCGAUGUCGGAUUCCGAGCUGUUUAAACGCUGUGGGGGCGUGCGACUUGGGCGCGCGGGACGACACCGCUUCUUCGAUGGUAAACUAGCCCGCAUCGAGAAAGACAAUGCCUCUAUCUCAAGCCCAACCCACGAAAAGGAAACAAAGAACGUCUGAUGCCGCCCGCCGAGGUGUUCAUGGACGGGUCAUUGUGUGUGGAUGGCAUUCUUGGACAACUUUUGCACACCCAUACACAUACCCACACCUUUGCACAUUAAUUAAACAAUAAACCCGAUUUAAACGGACGUCGCGUACUCUAUUUUAUGGGCUCCACGCGCGGAAAUAGAUGAAGUUGGGCUAGCAGCAACGCCCAAGAUUAAAAUUCUGCUUUGAACCCAAAAGAGGGCAAACUACACUUGGCUGAAUAAGAUAGGACGAUGUGAUUGUAUCGUUUUUCCACUUUCCUUCCUGUGUACUAAUAAACUUAACAAAGUAAAACAGAGGUGU